Molecule: messenger RNA, 909 nt
Organism: Drosophila ananassae
Lineage: Eukaryota; Metazoa; Arthropoda; Insecta; Diptera; Drosophilidae
Exons: 2
Coding region: 253-723 (156 amino acids)
Source: RefSeq, a predicted model, not a curated record
AGAGUAUAGGGGCUCAGUCAACGCCGAGCGUUGUUCGGGGACGGAAUCGCCAGCGACCAGCGGAUGCCACGAAAAUAUAACAAACGAGCAAAAGCCACCGCGAACUAACCGAAAGCGGGCAAAUAAAUGGAAAAAGCGCACACAAAUUAGCGCUAUGUAAAAAGUACAAUAAAAAAACUCUCCGAAAAUUGGACAAGUGUCGCCGGCGGUUGGGCAAUAAAAUACUAACCCCGCAACGUCACAAAUGCCGCGAUGACGUCGCCAAUUAGUGCGGCGGUGCAGCGGCGGCGGCAGCUGCUGUGCAGGGUUGAAAGUUUGCGCGGUCGGGUCCGUCAAGUGCUAAAAUGUGUUAUUAAUUUGCAUAUCGAGUUUUUGGUGCUAGAAUCCGAUGUGGCCGCUCUGCUGGAUGAGGUGCGUGAGUUUAACGACGACUGCGAGGAGAUGCGCCGCCUGGACGCCAUGAUCGAGGCUCUGAGGGACUACAGCGGACCCACGGUAUGCCACGAGUGGCCCUAUCCGCUCAUCUUUAAAGGAACAAUCGACGAGGCACACGUAGCACAAAUUUUGAAUGCCAGUGACCUGGAACUGGACCCAGACCUUGGCCUGGAAAAAGUGUCUCAACGGAAGGAUGCUACCCAUAAACGAUCAAGAUUGCUGAGAGUCGCCAGGAGAAGCCACAGAAAACAAACGGAUCGAUCAAAUGAUCUCCAAUCACCCGAUUAAUUUUCUCUCUAAAGUCUAGUCCAUUAAGACAUUUAAGAAACCAGCCCAGAACAACCACUUUCAGUUCAACGAAUAAAAUAUUGAGUUUGGUAAUGUGCCUAGAAAAAAAACAUAAAAAAAUCACAUACCAUAGCAUAUAUCAAAUAAAGACUGUUAAUAAAUACCAUAUUUAUCUUGAUCACAAAA